Sinocyclocheilus grahami is the source of this 1223-nucleotide messenger RNA. RefSeq names its product E3 ubiquitin-protein ligase TRIM69-like. The transcript is spliced from 4 exons. The record is from RefSeq and is a predicted model, not a curated record. Lineage: Eukaryota; Metazoa; Chordata; Actinopteri; Cypriniformes; Cyprinidae. Gene Ontology annotation, molecular function: protein binding. Bases 1 to 1104 code for a protein of 367 amino acids.
AUGAGGAACCAGAAGUAUGAAGAGAGAGAUCCAGAGAAACUCCUGCAGUCCAACAGAGAAUUGAUUGUGAAACUUGCUGAAGUGGCUUUCAAUCAGCUGAUGAAGGGCAAUGCGAUGUUCUAUGAGGAGGACCUGAUUGAGAGCGGCAUAGACAUCACUGACGCCUCAGUGUAUUCUGGGAUUUGCACUGAGAUCUUUAAGCAGGAAUCUGUGAUUCAUCAGAAGAAAGUCUACAGCUUCAUUCAUCUGAGUGUUCAGGAGUUUCUCGCUGCUUUCUAUGUGUUUUACUUUCAUGUGAGUACAACUAUGCAGGGACUGAGGAAUUUUGCUUUAGUACAACAUUUGCUCAAAGUUGCAGUAGAGCAAGCCCUUGAGACUUCAGCUCUGAGUUCAAACCCCUCACACCUGAGAGAGCUGGAUCUGAGCUACAAUCACCCAGGACCAUCAGGAGUCCAGCUGCUCAAACUCAAACUGGAGGAUCCCAACUGCUCACUGCAGAUACUCAAUUUGGACCACAGAGAACCUUUCAGAAUCACACCUGGACUGAGGAAAUAUGCAUGUGCUCUCACACUGGAUCCAAACACAGCACACACUCAACUCAUCCUGUCUGAGGAUAACAGAAGGAUGGCACAUGUGAAAGAGCCACAGCUGUAUCCUGAUCAUCCAGACAGAUUUGAGCUCUAUGAGCAGGUUCUGUGUCGAGAGAGUCUGACUGGACGCUGUUACUGGGAGGCUGAGCGGAGCGGGAUGGCAGCUGAUGUUGCAGUGACAUAUAAAGGAAUCAAGAGGAAAGCAGGGAGUAAUUGUUGGUUUGGAUACAGUGACAAAACCUGGAGUCUGUACUGCUCUGCUAAUGAAUUCACUGUCUGGCACAAUAAUAUGAGCAAGAAUAUACCAGUCCUUUCAUCCUCUAAGAGAGUAGGAGUGUAUCUGGACUGGUCAGUCGGCACUCUGUCCUUCUACAGCGUCUCUGACACACACACACUCACACACUUACACACAUUCAACACCACAUUCACUGAACCCCUCUAUGCUGGAUUCAAGGUUUAUGAUUCUGAAUUGUCUCUGUGUCAGACUGAACAAACUGCUGCAAGAAACAACUGAGACAUCGCAAACAACAGAGAUGAGCACAAACAUUUACAAAUACUUGCUCAUCAAAAGUAUCAAAAUGCAGUACAAAAUACUGGCAUGAUAAUAUAUUUGAUUAAAGGGGUCAUAUGAUG